GUUUUCACUUUCAGAGACCAGAGCCUGUACAGAGGUUCUCAAUACAGUACCCAUGCCUCCCAGGUGGAGCUUGGACGCCCGUGCUGGAUGACCUCCUGCUCCCAGGAAGGGGUUGCUUGUCAGGGGAGGUGGCUGCUGUGACACCCAGCAGGGAGCCCCCAGGAGCAGCCCGACCUGCUGCUGGCACACUGUCUCUGGCCACAUCACCCUGACGGGCAGCUGUGGACAAGUCUCCAGGAGCAGCCUGGCUAGCCGAAGACCGGGACAGAGACCCAGUGACCGUCCAUUCACUUGAUAUCCUGAUAGCCCCAGGCGCCACACUAGUAUCGGCUCCAUGAUGCAGCUGGGCCUUUGUCAGGGCCCACGGGCAUUCAGCCUGCUUCUGAGAGUGUGCUUGUGCUAUACACUCUUAUGAAGUCCAGUUACUGCAGCUGCGGAACACGUUCUUCUUUCGUUCUCACUUUCACUUUGCUUGGCUGUUUUAACGAUAAUGAAUGAAAUAAAAAAGGAAUAAAACGACUUUGGAAUUUUACUGUCGAAAUUCGAGCUACACAGCCCUCGGGUGGCCAGAGGAGAAUAUUUAUCACUUCUUUCUGAUGUGUUCCCGGCGCAGAGACGCCCGCUGUCGGAGCCUGCAAUCGCUCUGGCCACCUUGCACGGCGUGACGUGAGCGGGGCUGCCGCCCGGCCCAGCACGCACACAGCCGGCUCCUGCGCUGUGGCGGUGAUGUAAUGUUGUGUUCUCGGUGAGUACGGAUGGCGGUGUGUGCCAGGCUUUGCGGAGUCGGACAGUCGCGGAGGUGCAGGAGGCGACAGCGAGAGGACCCGGCGGAUCAGGACACCGACACCGACCCCGAGCUGGAGAUGGACGAGGAGGAAGAGGAGCGGAUAGUGGGGAAAAUGCAGGCGGAGGCUGGUCCGCGCUGCCCGGGCGACGGAGCUGCUCGGGGGCCCGGGGUGACCAGCGAUCCUGGUGCUGCAGCUGCUCCUGUCAGAGCUGCUGCAGGACCCACCCGGCUGAGCUGCCAGCCCCAGGCCUGCAAGGGGCCAGGCAGCCCGAACUCUUUACUAGACCUCCCUCCGGAGCUCCUGGUAGAAAUCUUCGCCUCCCUGCCUGGGACAACACUGCCUAACCUGGCACUGGUGUGCAAGAAAUUCCGGCACAUCCUUAAUACCGAGACAAUCUGGAGGAGACGAUGCACCGAGGAGUUUGGGAUGCUUGAAGAUCUGCGGAAGGUCGAGGUGGUCGGGAUGUCCAGCAGGGAGCUGUAUGUGAAACGUAUUAACCCUCGAGUGAAGUCUGGGCGCUUUAUGAAGCUCCUGCCAGACUACGAACAUAUGGAUUACCGGGACAUAUAUAUCCACUUGCUGCACCCGUACCGACACAUCCUGGGCCUGUGGCAGCCAGACAUCGGGCCCUACGGCGGACUGCUCAAUGUCGUGGUGGACGGGCUGUUCAUCAUCGGCUGGAUGUACCUGCCCCCCCAUGACCCCCGCGUGGAUGACCCCAUGCGCCGCCGGCCCCUGUUCCGUAUUCACAUGUGGGAGAACAACAAGGCCACAGUGGAGUGCAUGUAUGGCCACAAGGGGCCCCACAAGGGAGACAUCCAGACAGUAAAGAAAGACGAGUUUUCCACCAAAUGCAACCAGACAGAUCACCAUCGGAUGUCCGGAGGAAGGCAAGAGGAGUUCCGCACGUGGCUGGAGGAGGAGUGGGGUCGCACCCUGGAGGACAUCUUCCACGAACACAUGCAGGAGCUUAUUCUCAUGAAAUUCAUCUACACCAGCCAGUACGAUAACUGCCUGACGUACAGGCGCAUCUACCUCCCCCCGCCUCAGCCCAGCGACCUGCUGAGACCGGGCCUGUUCAAGGGCACGUACGGCAGCCACGGGCUGGAGAUCGUCAUGCUGAGCUUCCACAGCAACAGCGCCAAAGGCACCAAGCUCACCGGAGACCCCAACGUGCCCGCCGGCCAGCUGACCCUCGACAUCGACCUGUCGCGCCCCAUCCAGCUGCCGGACCUGGAGAAGCAGCGCAGCGUGGAGGAGCUGUCCCGGCUGGUGAUGGGCGAGCACGAGCAGGUGCAGCGAGAGCGCGCCCAGGGCGAGGAGCGGGGCCCGCAGGCGGGGAGGGGCCGGCGGGAGCAGGGGGCCGAGGGAGGGGCAGGAGGAGGCGACCCCGGGGACGAGCCGCCACCCGCCGAGGGCGGGGCCGUGCCACAGGUCCCGUCGGGCCGGGGGUCCGAACCCCAGCCCUUCGUGUUGCCGCUGGGGGUCAUGGCCCGCACCGAAGUGUACCCCCGCACCUGCCGAAUGUGUUUCUACGGGACGGGCUUGAUCGCUGGCCACGGCUUCACCAGCCCCGAGCGCACGCCCGGGAUGUUCGUGCUGUUUGACGACGACCGAUUCGGGUUCAUCUGGCUGGAGCUGAAGUCCUUCAGCCUCUACAGCCGCAUCACAGACAGGCUGCCCUACGCCCAGGCGCCCUCCCUCAAGGCCUUCGAGGAGAUGCUGAAGAACAUGCAGUCCUGGACAUCCUGACAGCCUGCUCUCCGCACAGGGGCAACGGCCCGGGGAAAGAGCUGACGAUUAGGAUGAGAGUUAAGACGAGUCAUCUGAGCCUCUCCCGGGAAAGCAUGCACUUCGACACAAAGGCAAAUACGGCUUUUUAAAAUGUUUUAUUGAUGAAGGAAAAACUCAUUUAAAUUGAUAUCCCACCUGCUAUGGCUACAGCACCGCAGGUUUUUUGAGCUUCUGAUUUGCAAACGAUGUUAAUUAUUAAAAGCUUAUUUCGAGUGGAAGGAAAGGGUUAUAUAGUAUUAAGCCCAAGGUAAAAGAGGAGUAGCCCUUUCCUUUCAUUCUUUAAAUUAUAAUAAGCUUGAUCUCACUUAGCAAUCUUGGAGGUUUAUAGGUUAUUUUCCAAUAAGAAAAGAGUUUGUGUGUGAGGGCUAGACUGAUUUUCACACAUCUGGUAUUCCAGGAAUGUAUUACUAUAUUCCUCUGAGCAGUGAAUGAAUUUAUCAUUUGAGAACCUUUUGGCCAAGAUAAAAGCUUGUAGUCGGCUUCUUUCUUAAUUUACAAAAAACAGUAUUACAGAAUGAUCAGUAAAAAACAUAUCAAAUUAGUCAAGCCCUAAUAAGUUGUUGUUUGUUUUGUGAAUUGUACAGGUUCAUUCUUUUUGAUUGCUUUUGGCUGAAGGAUAUGAUUUAUUUUAUCCGUUUGGUAAGUGUCUGAAAUAGAUUCUGUGGCUUCAACCAAAACGAUAGCAAAAAUACAGGUGUUGGCUGUCAAAAACCUCAGUAAAAACAUUUUGCAGGCUUCUCAUUGUUGUGCAUCACAGGGUAUUUCAGUAUUGUAAACUGAGGCUGUUCUGCAACAGCUAAAAUAACACUAAAUGGUGAGAAGCUGUCUCUGCCCGUUUAUCAUGACUGUAGGAAAUACAACAUUCAAUAAAUACACCACCAUCAAAUCACACUAAAUCACUUGUCAUUAUGUCAAAAGCCACUUUCUUUAUUUUUCUUAUUUAAUUAGAAUACUUGUGUUUAUUUCUAAAAUCAGAAGGUUGUGCUGUUAUUUUUUUAAUGCAGUUUUUUUUCUCCAGGGUGCAAUUUGGUUUUAUUAGUUCUAAGCAAGAUUGGCGUAUGAUUUUCUAUUUAACACAAGCCCGUACUGUUGAUUUAUUUUCUGACGUUUCGAAAAGAAGUGAAGAUAUAAUGUAUAAAAAAACAAAAUUGUAAUAUAUAUUAAAGGAUCCUUAUUUAAUAUAUGAAUUUAUUAAUUGUAAUAGGCGGGUUUCUUUUUAGAGUAUAUGUUUCUUGCCUUUUUAUGUAUUAUAAUCAGGACAAAUUUACCUUCUGCGAAACCUCUCACUGAACGUUUGUUGCUUGAAUAAGCUGAUUGUUGCACUUAAAAUGUUUUUCUGUAAUUAAUUGCGAAGCUCAGUGUUUUUUCUUUUUCUGUUCUUCUUAAUUUGUUGUGAAAUUUAACUUUUGGGUUCUGUUUUUUCUUUCCUCAGUUUGUAUUUUUCAAGUAUCACAGCAGGUUUUCACUAGGACAUCAGGGAGCAUUGAGUUUGCUUUAUUGGUUCUCAAUAAAUAAUGGAUUAAAAGGUU
Messenger RNA from Lepisosteus oculatus (spotted gar), 4111 nucleotides. It is a transcript of the gene fbxo31, whose product is annotated as F-box protein 31. Gene Ontology annotation, molecular function: protein binding. The record is from RefSeq and is a predicted model, not a curated record. Gene Ontology annotation, biological process: SCF-dependent proteasomal ubiquitin-dependent protein catabolic process. Lineage: Eukaryota; Metazoa; Chordata; Actinopteri; Semionotiformes; Lepisosteidae. Gene Ontology annotation, cellular component: SCF ubiquitin ligase complex.